CAGUCGCUUUUGACGUCAUAUUGGUGACAGUGUAGUGAGUUCUAGCUUCACAGGUUCCAACCGUUUCCUAUCGUUCUUUGGAUGUAAACGCUUCUGGAUUUCAGUUCUUUCAACCUGAAUCCUGCCAGUGUCUGUCCUAAAUGGCCACUGAAAGUGAAAAACAAACAAGCGGAGACAGCAGAUGACUUUGCUGCGCAUGUGCAGUGACCCAAACGAAGAGGACAGGGGGUGGCCUAAGCGCGGAGAUUCCGCGCGUGCGCUCGGCUCGCUCGGUGCCACCGCAGCCGGGAGGCGAAGUGGAGUAUGUCAGCCCCGUUUGAGGAGCGCAGUGGGGUGGUUCCGUGCGGGACGCCGUGGGGCCAGUGGUACCAGACCUUGGAGGAGGUGUUCAUUGAAGUUCAGGUGCCGCCAGGCACUCGCGCCCAGGAUAUCCAGUGCGGCCUGCAGAGCCGGCAUGUGGCGCUGGCCGUGGGUGGCCGCGAGAUCCUCAAGGGCAAACUCUUUGAUUCUACAAUAGCUGAUGAAGGAACAUGGACUUUGGAGGAUAGAAAAAUGGUCCGUAUUGUUCUCACAAAGACAAAGAGAGAUGCAGCAAAUUGUUGGACUUCUCUUCUAGAAUCUGAAUAUGCAGCUGAUCCUUGGGUGCAAGACCAAAUGCAGAGAAAACUUACAUUAGAGAGAUUCCAAAAAGAAAAUCCUGGUUUUGACUUCAGUGGAGCAGAAAUCUCAGGAAACUACAGUAAAGGUGGACCAGAUUUCUCAAAUCUUGAGAAAUAAUCACAAUUUUCUUGCUGCAUUUUGUGGAUUCUAGCAGAUGUUGCCAGCUUAAUCAAAGGAAUAGAUUAUGUGAUGGAAGAAAACUGUGGAUGCCUACAGUUAACAAAUUGCAAAAUAUAUUUAAACAUGGCUCUAAUAAUUGCAUUCAAAUAUGAUUUACAUAGGAAACAUCUUAAAUAACUUGUGGGAACUCCAAUUGAUACACGGUAACUUUUUUUGACUUGUUUUUUGCUCAGCAUGAAGUUUUAUAUGCUGCAUUUUACUAAUUUCAUAUUUAACCUGUAUUUUUAAUAUGAAAAAAAUUAGGGUUUAGAUCAUGUGAAAUGACAGGGUGCCUUCAGGGAAAAUUAAGUUUUUCUUUCAAUAAGUGUGAUGCAGGAAUAAUGUUCAAUAAACUUUUCUAAAUAGGAAUUGUGUACCCCUUUGUCUAAGUGUACCAAUUCACACAAAGAACUUGUAUUAAUGAAAAAAUUUUUCAGAAAGGAAAAAAUAAUCUGCAAAUAUAUUCUGAGUAAUUUUAGGUUUUUUGUUUGUUUUGUUUUUUUUUGGUGGAGGCAGGUAAUUAGGUAUAUUUAUUUAUUUAUUCUUGGGGGAGGUACUGGCGAUACAACCAGGACCUCAUGCUUGCUAAGCAUGCACUCGACCACUUGAGCUAUACCUCCCCCCUGGUAUUCUGAGUAAUUUACCGAAAAACUUUUUUUAAAAAAUGUCUGAGUUAGCAUAUUAUUCCUUGAGGAAUGACUUUAUGUCAAGAAACUGAAAAAUACCUAACACUUGGAAUAGAUGAAUACAAAACAGAAGUGAUGAAGUGAAUGUGGUUAUUGGGUGAAUUCCUUGUUAGUGACAAAAAAUUACAGUCAAUGAUUAUGUCAGUGACAUCAUUUUGAUCUUUAGUGAUUUGGGCAUAUAGGUAAGAAUUAUCUUGAAAUUUUAUUUCAUCCUUCUUAUGUCCUUUUUAAUUUAAAUGUCUUAAACAAUCUGAAAUGUAUAUAGAAAAGUUACACAUAAAAGACACAGAAUUGUUUUCUUCCUGA
This is a messenger RNA of Vicugna pacos (alpaca), 1811 nucleotides long. RefSeq names its product NudC domain containing 2 (gene NUDCD2). Gene Ontology annotation, biological process: protein folding. The record is from RefSeq and is a predicted model, not a curated record. Lineage: Eukaryota; Metazoa; Chordata; Mammalia; Artiodactyla; Camelidae. Gene Ontology annotation, cellular component: cytoplasm.